AUGGUGAAUAGAUCAUCAAAAAAACGUCAACGUGAACAUAUGUCAAGUAGUGAUGAUGAGUCCUCACAUGAAUAUCAAGUUGAAGCUAUUCUUGAUAAACGAAUUACAGGCAAGAAAACGGAAUAUCUACUCAAAUGGAAAGGUUAUUCAAAUGAAGAUAAUACGUGGGAAGAUGAAAAUCAUUUAAAUUGUCCAGCUUUGAUUAAAGACUUUGAAAAAAGUCUAAACAAGAAAAAUAAUGAAAAAAAAUCACAUUCACAUCAUAAAUUAAGAUCAAAAAAACAAACAAUAUCGGAAGAAUCUAAAAAUACAAAUAUGCAAGAUGAUAAUGAAGAUCAUGAAAAUGAUCAACAUGAAUCAAUAAAUACAGAACGUAGUACUGAUUCAACUAUGAAUGAAGAUAAUGGUGUUAAUGAUGAUGAUGGUGAUGAUCUAAUUAUUACACGUCAUAGUGCACGUAAAAAAACUGUCUCGUCUCAAUCAGCUCGACGUCAUUCCAAUAGAAAAAUCGUUAAACAAACAAAACUUCGUAUUACAUCAAUGUCUAACAAUCAAAGCUCGACUGAUGAUGAUGAUGAUAUUGUUGAAGAAGAAUUAUCAUCAAUAAAAAAAUCAGAAAAGAAAAUUUCUUCAAUUAAAAAUACAUCUAAUGAAAAAUUAAUUACAACUAUUGAUGAUGAUAGUAAUACAAAUAAUAAUAGUAUUGAAUUUCCAGAUGAUAGUUUAAGAAAUGAAAUUACUAUCGAUGAACCAACACCAAUUGAUCUUCUACUUCGUAUUACACCAAAUUCAACAUCAUCUAUUUCUAUAACAUAUAAUGAUAAUAGUAAUAAUUAUAAUAAUAAUAAUGAAACAAUUUCUAUUGAUAAUUAUCUAAAUGAUCAAAAUACAUCUGAAAUAAUUGAUGAAACCGAUCAAGUUGAAAAAAUAGAAUGUGUACGAAAGAAUCAAGAUGGAAUAUCAUUUCGUAUUAAAUUAAUUAAUGAAAAUCAAUCACAAUGGAUUCCAUCAAAAAUUGCUAAUGAAAAAUAUCCUCAAGCUGUUAUUGCUUUUUGGGAAAAUUAUGUUGAAUUUACAUAA
Molecule: messenger RNA, 1080 nt
Organism: Rotaria sordida
Lineage: Eukaryota; Metazoa; Rotifera; Eurotatoria; Philodinida; Philodinidae
Source: the annotation of a GenBank genome assembly